Molecule: messenger RNA, 5366 nt
Organism: Diceros bicornis minor
Lineage: Eukaryota; Metazoa; Chordata; Mammalia; Perissodactyla; Rhinocerotidae
Gene: SBK1
Product: SH3 domain binding kinase 1
Exons: 5
Coding region: 1157-2527 (456 amino acids)
Biological process (GO): peptidyl-threonine phosphorylation; peptidyl-serine phosphorylation
Molecular function (GO): protein serine/threonine kinase activity; ATP binding
Source: RefSeq, a predicted model, not a curated record
AGAAACAGCCUGAAGUGACCUUGCAGGGCCAAAGCCCGAAGUGGGAGCAUUACACACGUGUAUACACAUGUGCCUGCACACACGUGGCUCGCCCACCGCAGCAGCCCUCGGGGAGUCCACACACAUCAGGAGAAGUAGGUCAGCAGAGCAGCCCAGCGUCUCUCCCUGGCAGGCAGGAGAAGAGUUCAAGGCAAAGAGAGUGUGUGCCCAUCAUAUCCCUUGGGGAUGGCCCCAGCCUCCACAGAAGGGCCCGAGGCCGCCUCACCUCCCCUGCUGCAUCAAAGUGGAUCGCCGGCCUGGCUCUCUCCCUUGGGACCCUCUGACAGAGGCUGGGGGAGGUGACCCCUCCCAGCCCUGAAACCAGGGAAAGAUUGCUGUGGGGAGAUGUCACCCACUGUAGCCCAGUUGGUGGCUGCAGCAAGAGGGGCCCAGUGCUGUCCGGCCCGGAGCUCGGACUACAUAGAGACUUGACGACAGGUGCCACGGCAGGGCUGGGUUCAACACUGAGGGUGGCAAAGGGAGGGGAAGCAGCACGGUUGUCUGUGGGCCUGGCCCCAUGCCUCCCUCGGGGUCUGUGAAAUGGGCUGGUCCAAGCUACAGACUAGAUUCUCUGAGGGCAUGCAUGAGGCAUUCCAGAUGAGUCCUGGCACACAUUCAGACUGAACACACUAGGGGAAGAGAGGCAGUAGCUUGUGGGGCAAGGUCCUCUCAGAAUCAGGCUUGUUCAUGAAUGGAGGGAAAGGGAGCUGAAUGGGGAGCCGGAUCUUGAGGAAGCAGAAGGGGCGGAGCCAAAGCUGAGGAGGGGAGGAGGCGCUGAGCUCCCCCAGCCAGCUGGGCGGACGUGCAGAUGGAGCUCCGUGUGGGGCUGGGUGGGAGGCCAGGAAGUUCCCUCCUGAUGUUCCUCCUCUCCCUGUGAAGUGGGAGGCUGGGUCGUGCCGAGAGGGAAGGGGAAGGCAGAGGAGGAGAAGAGAGUUUGGGCCUGGAAGGGGAGCGGCUGCCCCGGGGAGAGGGGCGGGGCUCAUGGGAGCUCACCCCUGCCCCCAGCCUCCAGCCAUGCUCACAAGAGAGAAUGCAGAUGGUGCCAGGGAGAACACAUCCCACCUGACCCUUAGAGAGCGCUAGUUACUGCGUGCCAGGCACCGAGCACUUCACAUCUAUGAACUCACUUCAUCCUCACAACAGCCGUAGGGAGAAGCCCAUAUCACCUUUAUCACAGUAUAUAAUUCACGCGUCCACUGUGCUCAUGGUCUGUCUCCUCUCUAGAACGGAGAAGAUGAGCGUGGGCUGCCCAGAGCCCGACCCGCCCCACUCCGUGCCCUGCUGUGGGCCAGGGGCCACCCCUGGACUGGGUGCAGGCGUGCCCCUCCUCACCGAAGACAUGCAGGCGCUGACCCUCCGCACACUGGCUGCCAGCGACGUCACCAAGCACUACGAACUUGUCCGGGAGCUGGGCAAGGGCACCUACGGGAAGGUCGACCUGGUGGCCUACAAGGGCACAGGCACGAAAAUGGCGCUGAAGUUUGUGAACAAGAGCAAAACCAAGCUGAAGAACUUCCUGCGGGAGGUGAGCAUCACCAACAGCCUCUCCUCCAGCCCCUUCAUCAUCAAGGUCUUCGACGUGGUGUUUGAGACGGAGGACUGCUACGUUUUUGCGCAGGAGUACGCGCCCGCUGGGGACCUAUUUGACAUCAUUCCUCCUCAGGUGGGGCUCCCCGAGGACACGGUGAAGCGCUGCGUGCAGCAGCUGGGCCUGGCGCUGGACUUCAUGCACGGGCGGCAGCUGGUGCACCGCGACAUCAAGCCCGAGAACGUGCUGCUGUUCGACCGCGAGUGCCGCCGCGUGAAGCUGGCCGACUUCGGCAUGACGCGCCGCGUGGGCUGCCGCGUGAAGCGCGUGAGCGGCACCAUCCCCUACACGGCGCCCGAGGUGUGCCAGGCGGGCCGCGCCGACGGCUUCGCCGUGGACACGGGCGUGGACGUGUGGGCCUUCGGCGUGCUCAUCUUCUGCGUGCUCACCGGCAACUUCCCGUGGGAGGCGGCCUCGGGCGCCGACGCCUUCUUCGAGGAGUUCGUGCGCUGGCAGCGGGGCCGCCUGCCGGGGCUGCCGUCGCAGUGGCGCCGCUUCACCGAGCCCGCGCUGCGCAUGUUCCAGCGGCUCCUGGCGCUCGAGCCCGAGCGCCGCGGGCCGGCCAAGGAGGUCUUCCGCUUCCUCAAGCACGAGCUCACGUCCGAGCUGCGGCGCCGGCCCUCGCACCGCGCGCGCAAGCCCGCCGCGGGGGACCGCCUGCCGGCCGCCGGGCCGCUGCGCCUCGAGGCGCCCGCGCCGCUCAAGCGGACGGUGCUGACCGAGAGCGGCAGCGGCUCCCGGCCCGCGCCCCCCGCCGUCGGGCCCGUGCCCGUGCCGGUGCCCGUGCCGGUGCCCGAGGCCGGCCUGGCGCCCCCGGCGCCCCCGGGCAGGACCGACGGCCGCCCGGACAAGAGCAAAGGGCAGGUGGUGCUGGCCACGGCCAUCGAGAUCUGCGUCUGAGCCGCCCCCGCCGCCCUCGGGCCGGGGCGCCGUGCACGCAGCCAGGCCGGCGCGGGAGCCGCGCUGGGCCCGCUCCAAGCCGGGGUGGCGGCCGCGGCGAAACCGAGCAGCCCCCGCAGCGGCGGAGGGAGUAGUGGUAGACUAGGCGGGACGCCGGCCCAGGCGCCCGGGCGGCGGGGGGCUGGUGAGAUAGCCACCAAAAGACCUCUUGCCCCGCCUGUGGGGCAGGGGCUUGGCCCAGAGGAGCCAAGCCCUACAGACGAGAGGAUUCAGAGGCCCCCCUGACACCUAGGAGCUUGCAGGCGGACUCCCCAACACCUCCCUGAACCCUGGAACCCUAACUAGUUGCUCCUGGCCCUUUGCACCCCCUGGCAGGUCACCCCGCAGUCCCACCCCAGGUCCUGCCCUCCUGGCACCCCCCUCAGCCCACCCCCAACCCUGGGCACAGAAAGGGACUGAAGUCUUGGGGCAGAGGAGGGGCUUAGGGCCCGGGGCACUGGCUGGGAGGAGGGUGGUGAGCUGAGGGCAGGGAUGUUGCUCUGCUGCAUCCUGCCCCUUUCCUGGGAGGCUGGAGGGGAGAGGCCAAGUCCCCUGCAAAAUGUAGCAAAUGUCUGGAUGUUGCAAAAGUGUGUGUGUGCAGAGACAGGCCCCUGAGAAUCUAGUGACCCCCACAACCCAUUCCCCCGAGGAGGACACUGAGCCCACCAGGAGGGCAACUUGUCUGGGGCCACACAGCCACGAGAGGUGGGGCUCUAGUAGCGUCCCCCCUCCUCCCCAGGGAUUGUUGUGACAACUCCUGGACAGAAGGGGUCCCGGGGCAGGGGCCUCAGCUGCCACUGCAUCCCUAGGGCAGGGGAGGGAGUGCAGAGCCCAGGGCCGGCCCAGCUUCGCCUGCCGGCUGCACCUUCUCCAGACCCAGGGCACCUCUCCGAUCCUCGCCACCCCGGCCCAGACACAGAGGCCUGGGCUUCUGGCAGACAGCGAGGUGAUAUGUGCCAGGAAUUCCUCCUGGGUUUCUGCUGGGGUAGAACACAUCCGCCUCGGGCUGACCCCAUCUCCAUGCCUAAGUUUCUGGCACUGGAGUGUGCUGCUGUAGGUAUGAGAACGGGGGGUGUAGAAAUGUGAGGGGGGUGAGUAUGUGACAGGUGUGUGUGGUGUGAGCGUGAGUAGAGUGCACGUGUGUGCGUGGAGGCUUGUGUGUUGUGACUGCAUCCAGACGCCUCAGUGACUCCGCCCCACCCCCAGGAUUCUCUCCAGGCAGCUGCCAGAGGCCGUCCAGGCCUGCGUUUCACCACACCCCUCAGGGAAUCCCCAAGGAGGCACCUGCAGGUCGGUUCAGGCCCUUAGGCAGCAAAAUGGAUUCACCCAGCGCCCCCUCAUGACCCCUGCCCUCUGUGGAGGCCCGGGACCCCGCAAUAACCUCAACGUGGGUGAGGCUGCUCCCUCUGCCUGGCAGUGCCCCAUCCACCGUCCCGGGCCACUCCUGUCAGGUCCCUCCUGGGGUUCUAGGCCAUUUGAGGGGGCUCCCUGAUGGCCAGGCUGACCAGAGGGGGCCCUGACCACCCUCUGGCCUGGAGCCCCCACCUCUCUACUCACCUCUCAUUCCCAGUGCGCAAAAGGGCUAUAGGUCCCCCUGCCCUGCCCGGGUCCAGUUUACAAACAGCGUGCGGCUGCCCCAGGGCCUGGACCCCUUUCCUCGGUGUGCCCGCCCCUCUCGAGACCCACCUCCCAGCAGGCAUUGGGGCCCUCCACAUGCCAGGUAAGUAGCAAACCCCUCCUCCCACCAAGGGCCAAGUCUCCGAGAAGGCCCCCCAUCACUGCCCCCGGCUCACCUGGAGCUCCUGAGCCGUCUGGGCGCCUCUCCCAGCCGUGACUUCUCCUUUUGCCUUAGGCCUCUCGACAUCCUGUCUCUCCUGCAAUAAUAAGGAAGCGAGAUUCCACAUAGACAUCCCUGCCGUGCACCCUCUCUCUCUCUCUGUUAAGAUCCUGUGUGGGAGUUUCUCCCUUGUCGUAGUAUCUAGGAUAUUAGAGCUGGGAAGUGACCGUAGUUCUGUAGCCCAGCCCCUGUUUCAGAGGCAAAGGGGCAGCAACGGCCCGACGCAGAAGCGGAACCAGAACCAGGUCUGCUCCUUCCCUGUCCGGGCCCACUGCUGCUGCCUCCGCCUCUGCUGGUCGGGUUGGGACCCUUUGCCACUUAAGAGAGGUGUUGGUCACAGAUGUUUACCUCAGUUUAUGUCACUGUCGAAGAAACAGAAAAUAAAUAGCAAAAAAUUAAUAACAACGUAGACGUGAAGACUUAGAAGAUAAAAAUCUUACACAAAAAACUCCCCCCUUGCGGUUCUUCUGUGAAGGUGUAUGUGUGUGUGUGUGUGUGUGUGUGUGUGUGUCUGUCUCUGUCCCACCCCGGGCAGGCUGGGUCAUCCCCGACCUCUGUUCCAGCCCCUGUGCCCCCCACAUGGUCCCCUGUCCUUCGGUGCUUCCCAGAGGCCCCUCUGAGCUGGCCUGUGGGGUGUGGGGAGCCCCGUGGGCGGGAGGCAGGGCCACAGGUCAGCUAGAGGGUCUCCCACCAGGCCCGCCGAUGCUACCGGAGCCCAUGCUGUGGCCGGUGGGACAGUCCUGGUGGUUGGCAUCAGAGUCCAGGCCUGGCUCAGGGCUGGGGUGGAAUCCCAGCCCUGGAGCCCCAGACCCUCCUGUCUUGCCAUCCUCCUCCACCAUGUGUUUGUAAAUACUCUGGCAUCCUUUGGCCCUGAGAAGGUUUUUAAAUGUGUUAUUUACUUCUCUAAUCAUGACAAUUGCUAUAAAAUAAACGAGUUUAGAAAAAUUACCACUGGGUGGCUGU